AUGGGCGCGGGAGCCAUUGCCGAGGGUGGGGAUGCUGCAGGCGUGCAAGCCCCCCUGAAGCUUGUGGGCUACGACAAAUUCAAGCGCCACAACCCCAAGAGUGAUCGGUUCAAGGUCCACCGGUUCCACCACAUCGAAUUCUGGUGUGCCGACGCGACGAACACUUACAAGCG
Monoraphidium neglectum is the source of this 173-nucleotide messenger RNA. RefSeq lists its product as hypothetical. The annotation marks the transcript as partial. Lineage: Eukaryota; Viridiplantae; Chlorophyta; Chlorophyceae; Sphaeropleales; Selenastraceae. The record is from RefSeq and is a predicted model, not a curated record. The transcript has a single exon.